Messenger RNA from Syzygium oleosum, 1747 nucleotides. RefSeq names its product triacylglycerol lipase 2. Bases 410 to 1669 code for a protein of 419 amino acids. Gene Ontology annotation, biological process: lipid metabolic process. NCBI's taxonomy places the organism in Eukaryota, Viridiplantae, Streptophyta, Magnoliopsida, Myrtales, Myrtaceae. Gene Ontology annotation, molecular function: hydrolase activity, acting on ester bonds. The transcript has 9 exons. The record is from RefSeq and is a predicted model, not a curated record.
AGUCAUGGCUUAUCUUUUCCCUAGUUGGUUGCUGCUAUUUGAUGGGGCCGAUCGGGACCCACGAGUGAUCGAUCCCUUUUCUGUCAUGUUUCUCUCUUUCUGUCCAUCUCCCUUUGUUUUUCUUCCAUCAUCAUUCACUCGUUCUUCCCUCGAAACGUGAAAAACCCGUACCGUCUUGGGCAAGAAAUAUCCCUGUAAAUACGCACAAGACCCCCUUUUGCAGAAACCCAGAAACGAAAGCGAAUCCUUUUCCCACUACUCCUUUCGCCUCCCCUCCUCUAUCUUCUUCUUCUUCCUCCUCCCCCGAGAAUUUCUCUAUAUAAAGAAGGGGCCGUGCGCGCUUGUGGUUUCUCAGCUCUUCAUCUCCUUCGACCCAGAAAACCCCAACACCCCAAAAGAGAGGAACUUGAUGGUUAUGAGCGUGGGUGGCUUCCCGAGCUUGGCUCUGGGCUGCUUCCUCCUGGUCCUGGCGGUGGAGCCGCGUGUAGCCCAGGGCUCGAGCCGCGGUUCGACGCUCGGCGUCGGCGGCGACGGCGGCAUUGUUGCCCCUCCGACUGCUGCGGGCAUAUGCGCCUCGUCUGUCACGAUACAUGGUUACCAGUGCCAGGAGUUCGAUGUGGUCACUCAGGAUGGAUACAUACUAAACGUGCAAAGAAUACCAGAAGGCCGAGCCGGGGGAAGCGGGGGCGGCACCAACAAGCAGCCAGUCCUACUACAGCACGGCGUCCUCGUGGACGGGAUGACAUGGCUUCUGAACCCACCGGAGCAGGACCUGCCCUUGAUUCUGGCCGACAACGGGUUCGAUGUGUGGAUUUCCAACACCCGAGGCACCCAAUUCAGCAGGCGCCACACUUCCUUGGACCCCACCAACCCCGAUUUCUGGAAUUGGUCGUGGGACGAACUAGUGGCAUUCGAUCUACCGGCGGUGUUCGACUUCAUCCACGGGAAAACUGGGAAGAAGAUAGAUUACGUCGGCCACUCUUUGGGAACUUUGACAGUUUUGGCAUCCUUAUCAGAAGGGAGACUUGUGGACAAGCUGCAAUCGGCGGCUCUGUUGAGCCCCAUCGCUUAUCUCAGCCACAUGACCACCGCCCUCGGAGUCACCGCGGCCAGAGCCUUUGUCGGCGAGAUCACCACGUUGUUCGGACUGGCCGAGUUCAAUCCAAAAGGCGAGCCCGUGGCUAACUUUCUCCAGGCCUUGUGCGCUUAUCCUGGUGUCGAUUGCUACGACUUACUAGCCGCAUUGACCGGCAAAAACUGCUGUCUCAAUGUUUCCACCGUCGAUCUCUUUUUGGAGAACGAACCGCAAUCGACGUCGACCAGGAACUUGGUGCAUUUGUCUCAAACUGUUCGCGACGGCGUGCUGGCGAAGUACGACUAUGGGAACCCCAUCUUCAACGUGAUGCACUACGGGGGCGUGUGGCCACCGGUGUACAACCUCUCCAACAUCCCCCGCGACCUUCCAAUCUUCCUCAGCUACGGAGGCCGGGACGCGCUCUCCGACACACGGGACGUCGAGCGCCUGCUUGACAGCCUCAAGCUCCACGACGUCGGCAAGCUCACCGUCCAGUUCGUCGAAGACUACGCUCACGCCGAUUUCAUAAUGGGAGUGAACGCCAAAGACAUGGUGUAUGGCCAAGUGCUGUCUUUCUUCAAAAACCAGCAGUAAAACUCCUAGGGACUCUAGCCAAAUUUUUACGAAUAGGAAUCGAGGGGAAAUGAACGCGACACGACCAUUUUGCUUUCA